UCCCAGUGGGCUUUCUGCACCGCAGUGUUUUCUGGGAUGGGAACCACGCCGCUUCCCAGCAUCGGUGUGUGGAGGGAAGCGCGGACCUUUCAACAAGAGCUUUAUUAAAUCUCACGCUGGGACCCUGAAAGGCGAUGGAGGUGGCCGCUAACUGCUCCCUACGAGUGAAGCGUCCUCUACUGGAUCCCCGCUUCGAGGGUUACAAGCUGUCUCUCGAGCCACUGCCCUGUUACCAGCUGGAGCUAGACGCAGCUGUGGCAGAAGUAAAACUUCGUGAUGAUCAGUAUACGCUGGAACACAUGCAUGCUUUUGGAAUGUAUAAUUACCUACACUGUGACUCGUGGAAUCAAGACAGUGUCUACUACAUUGAUAACCUUGGAAGAAUUAUGAAUUUAACAGUGAUGUUGGACACUGCCUUAGGAAAACCACGUGAAGUAUUCCGACUUCCUACAGAUUUGACUGCGUAUGACAAUCGUCUUUGUGCAUCUCUCUACUUCACGUCUUCUACCUGGGUUACAUUGUCAGAUGGAACUGGAAGGUUGUAUGUCAUUGCAACAGGCGAACGUGGAAAUAGUGCUUCUGAAAAAUGGGAGAUUAUGUUUAAUGAAGAGCUUGGGAAUCCUUUUAUCAUAAUUCACAGUAUCUCAUUGCAAAAAAUGGAAGAACAUUCAAUAGCUAUCCUACUUCUUCGAAUAGAGAAAGAGGACUUGGAUAUGAAAGGAAGCGGUUUUUAUGUUUCUUUGGAGUGGGUCACUAUCAGCAACAAAAAUAAAGAUACUAAAAAAUAUGAAAUCAUUAAGCGGGAUACUCUCAGUGGAAAGUCGGUGCCACAUUAUGCAGCUAUUGAGCCUGAUGGAAAUGGUCUCAUGAUUGCCUCCUACAAAUCCUUCCAGUUUGUUCAGACUGGUCAAAAUUUUGAAGAAAAUAUGGAUGAGGACACGUCAGAGAAAAUCAAAGAACCUCUGUAUUAUUGGCAACAGACUGAAGAUGAUUUGACAGUAACAAUAAGGCUUCCAGAAGACAGUAGGAAGGAAGACAUUCAAGUACAGUUUCUGCCAGAACACAUCAACAUUGUGCUGAGGGAUCAGCAGAUUUUGGAAGGAAAGCUCUAUUCAUUGAUUGAUCAUGAAAGCAGUACAUGGAUAAUUAAAGAAAAUAACAGCUUGGAGAUUUCCUUGAUCAAGAAGAAUGAAGGAAUGACAUGGCCUGAGCUAGUGAUUGGUGAUAAACAAGGGGAACUUAUAAGAGACUCAGCCCAAUGUGCUGCAAUAGCUGAACGUUUGAUGCAUUUGACAUCAGAGGAACUGAAUCCAAAUCCAGAUAAAGAAAAACCUCCUUGUAAUGCUCAAGAGUUAGAAGAAUGCGAUAUUUUCUUUGAAGAGAGUUCCAGUUUAUGCAGAUUUGAUGGCAAUACAUUAAAAACUACUCAUGUGGUGAGCCUUGGAAGCAACCAGUACCUUUUCUCUGUCGUAGUAGAUCCUAAAGAAAUGCCCUGUUUCUGUUUGCGCCAUGAUGUUGAUGCCCUACUCUGGCAGCCGCACUCGAGUAGACAAGAUGAUAUGUGGGAGCACAUCGCAACAUUCAAUGCUUUAGGCUAUGUACAAGCAUCAAAAAGAGACAAAAAAUUUUUUGCCUGUGCUCCAAAUUACUCCUAUGCAGCCCUGUGUGAGUGCCUCCGUCGCGUAUUCAUCUAUCGUCAGCCUACCCCCAUGUCCACUGUACUUUACAACAGAAAGGAAGGCAGGAAAGUAGGGCAGGUUGCUAAGCAGCAAGUAGCAAGCCUAGAAACCAAUGAUCCUAUUUUAGGCUUUCAAGCAACAAAUGAGAGAUUAUUUGUUCUCACUACCAAAAACCUCUUUUUAAUAAAAGUAAAUACAGAGAAUUAAUUAUUCCAACAUGUUGGCUUCUCUGCACCAGAAAAGUAUUCAGUGGUAGCUAGAGGCUGGGCGAUUAUUCUGUAACCUGUUAAGUUUUAAUGAUGAAAAAUAUCUUGUAUGAAUUUUUAAUUUUUUAAAGGAUACUAGAAAUGUAUUCAAGAAAUUAUGAUUCUGUAAGAGCUAUGGAAUGAAGCUGCAGAUUUAGAGAACAUUUUCUUCUGUAAAAAAUAUAUAGGGAUAGUGUCAAUGAGUAUAAUUAUUUUUAAGAAACAAGAUAAAAUCUCAUUGUUUAUAUGAAAGAUAUACAACUCCAUGUUUAAAAAUAAAAAUACUUCUCAUGUACUCUUUGUUCAUUGAUUAGUUGGUACACUGUAUACCUUUAGAAUAUAGGAUAACAGUUAAAAUUUUGAGUCUUGUUACACUGAAUAGCUGAAUCUCUGUAGGAAUGCAAGAUACAUGGCUUCUUCCCAUGCAUAAUAGAGGAAACUUUCCAAAAGAGUGUGCUUCAUAACAGGAGCUUAUCAGCUUUAUCAGGUGUACUCUAUCACAUUUGUUAAUGUCCCAUUGGACGAAGCUAGUCACCUGGCCAAGUCUAGAGGAGACUCCACAAGCAGACAGACAGCAGGAGGUCUAACAUACUGGGGGAGUCACUGAUGUGACAGUGUACUACAAAAGGGCCAAGAUAUACUUUGUGCUUGAACUUCUCAUUUUUCUGACUGGUUUAACAGAAACAGUCUUGUUUAUACAUUAAAUCUGUUUUACCAUAAA
Messenger RNA from Oryctolagus cuniculus (rabbit), 2645 nucleotides. It is a transcript of the gene NUDCD1, whose product is annotated as NudC domain containing 1. The record is from RefSeq and is a predicted model, not a curated record. NCBI's taxonomy places the organism in Eukaryota, Metazoa, Chordata, Mammalia, Lagomorpha, Leporidae.